UUUCCUCGUUUAUUUUCAAACGAAAAUUUGAAGAGUAAAGAAGUUGUUUGAGUUAUUCAUUCAUUAAGUACCUAUUGCAAUUAAAUAAUAUUUUAAUAAUUUGUGUAAGAAGAAUAUAAGUUGACGUUGUGUAGAAAAAGUUUGAGCGUGCUAUUAAACCAUCAUCAUGCAAAUUUUUGUGAAGACCUUGACGGGUAAAACUAUCACUCUAGAAGUUGAGCCUUCAGACACAAUUGAAAAUGUUAAGGCAAAAAUUCAAGACAAAGAAGGAAUUCCCCCUGACCAACAAAGACUGAUCUUCGCAGGCAAGCAACUUGAAGAUGGUCGCACCCUAUCUGACUAUAACAUCCAGAAGGAAUCCACCCUUCACUUAGUCUUGCGUUUAAGAGGUGGUAUGCAGAUCUUCGUUAAAACUUUGACUGGCAAAACUAUCACUCUAGAAGUUGAGCCUUCUGACACAAUUGAAAAUGUUAAGGCCAAAAUUCAAGAUAAAGAAGGCAUUCCCCCAGACCAACAAAGACUGAUCUUCGCAGGCAAGCAACUUGAAGAUGGGCGCACUCUCUCUGACUACAACAUUCAGAAGGAAUCCACCCUUCACUUAGUCCUGCGUUUGAGAGGUGGUAUGCAGAUCUUCGUUAAAACUUUGACUGGCAAAACUAUCACAUUAGAGGUUGAAGCUUCAGACACUAUUGAAAACGUUAAGGCGAAAAUUCAGGACAAAGAAGGCAUUCCACCAGACCAACAGAGACUCAUCUUUGCUGGUAAGCAACUUGAAGAUGGACGCACUCUAUCAGACUAUAACAUUCAGAAGGAAUCCACCCUUCACUUAGUCCUGCGUUUGAGAGGUGGUAUGCAGAUCUUCGUUAAAACUUUGACUGGCAAAACUAUCACAUUAGAGGUUGAAGCUUCAGACACUAUUGAAAACGUUAAGGCGAAAAUUCAAGACAAAGAAGGCAUACCACCAGACCAACAGAGACUCAUCUUUGCUGGUAAGCAACUUGAAGAUGGACGCACUCUAUCAGACUAUAACAUUCAGAAGGAAUCCACCCUUCACUUGGUCUUGCGUUUGAGAGGUGGUAUGCAGAUCUUUGUUAAAACUUUGACUGGCAAAACUAUCACAUUAGAGGUUGAAGCUUCAGACACUAUUGAAAAUGUUAAGGCGAAAAUUCAGGACAAAGAAGGCAUUCCACCAGACCAACAGAGACUCAUCUUUGCUGGUAAGCAACUUGAAGAUGGACGCACUCUAUCAGACUAUAACAUUCAGAAGGAAUCCACCCUUCACUUAGUCCUGCGUUUGAGAGGUGGUAUGCAGAUCUUCGUUAAAACUUUGACUGGCAAAACUAUCACAUUAGAGGUUGAAGCUUCAGACACUAUUGAAAAUGUUAAGGCCAAAAUUCAAGAUAAAGAAGGCAUUCCCCCAGACCAACAAAGACUGAUCUUCGCAGGAAAGCAACUUGAAGAUGGGCGCACUCUCUCUGACUACAACAUUCAGAAGGAAUCCACCCUUCACUUAGUCCUGCGUUUGAGAGGUGGUAUGCAGAUCUUCGUUAAAACUUUGACUGGCAAAACUAUUACAUUAGAGGUGGAAGCUUCAGACACAAUUGAAAAUGUUAAGGCCAAAAUUCAAGAUAAAGAAGGCAUUCCCCCUGACCAACAACGACUGAUCUUCGCAGGCAAGCAACUUGAAGAUGGGCGCACUCUAUCUGACUACAACAUUCAGAAGGAAUCCACCCUUCACUUAGUCCUGCGUUUGAGAGGUGGUAUGCAGAUCUUCGUCAAAACUUUGACUGGCAAAACUAUUACAUUAGAGGUGGAAGCUUCAGACACAAUUGAAAAUGUUAAGGCCAAAAUUCAAGAUAAAGAAGGCAUUCCCCCUGACCAACAACGACUGAUCUUCGCAGGCAAGCAACUUGAAGAUGGGCGCACUCUAUCUGACUACAAUAUUCAGAAGGAAUCCACCCUUCACUUAGUCCUGCGUUUGAGAGGUGGUAUGCAGAUCUUCGUCAAAACUUUGACUGGCAAAACUAUUACAUUAGAGGUUGAAGCUUCAGACACAAUUGAAAAUGUUAAGGCCAAAAUUCAAGAUAAAGAAGGCAUUCCCCCUGACCAACAACGACUGAUCUUCGCCGGCAAGCAACUUGAAGAUGGGCGCACUCUAUCUGACUACAAUAUUCAGAAGGAGUCCACCCUUCACUUAGUCCUGCGUUUGAGAGGUGGUAUGCAGAUCUUCGUUAAAACUUUGACUGGCAAAACUAUUACAUUAGAGGUGGAAGCUUCAGACACAAUUGAAAAUGUUAAGGCCAAAAUUCAAGAUAAAGAAGGCAUUCCCCCAGACCAACAAAGACUGAUCUUCGCAGGAAAGCAACUUGAAGAUGGGCGCACUCUCUCUGACUACAACAUUCAGAAGGAAUCCACCCUUCACUUAGUCCUGCGUUUGAGAGGUGGUAUGCAGAUCUUUGUUAAAACUUUGACUGGCAAAACUAUUACAUUAGAGGUGGAAGCUUCAGACACAAUUGAAAAUGUUAAGGCCAAAAUUCAAGACAAAGAAGGUAUUCCCCCUGACCAACAACGACUGAUCUUCGCCGGCAAGCAACUUGAAGAUGGGCGCACUCUAUCUGACUACAAUAUUCAGAAGGAGUCCACACUUCAUUUAGUCCUUCGUUUGAGAGGUGGAAUGCAAAUUUUUGUCAAAACAUUGACUGGCAAAACUAUCACAUUAGAGGUUGAAGCUUCAGACACAAUUGAAAAUGUUAAGGCUAAAAUUCAAGAUAAAGAAGGCAUUCCCCCUGACCAACAACGACUAAUCUUCGCAGGCAAGCAACUUGAAGAUGGGCGCACUCUAUCUGACUACAAUAUUCAGAAGGAGUCCACUUUACAUCUUGUUUUGAGGUUGAGAGGAGGAGUGUAACAAUAAAAAUUUGAAAUCUUGUGAAAAUAAAACAUCUUUCUGAACUUCA
This is a messenger RNA of Bicyclus anynana (squinting bush brown), 2957 nucleotides long. Its product is annotated as polyubiquitin-A. The transcript has 2 exons. NCBI's taxonomy places the organism in Eukaryota, Metazoa, Arthropoda, Insecta, Lepidoptera, Nymphalidae. The coding region runs from base 167 to 2908 and encodes 913 amino acids. Gene Ontology annotation, cellular component: nucleus; cytoplasm. Gene Ontology annotation, biological process: modification-dependent protein catabolic process; protein ubiquitination. Gene Ontology annotation, molecular function: ubiquitin protein ligase binding; protein tag activity. The record is from RefSeq and is a predicted model, not a curated record.